Pelmatolapia mariae (spotted tilapia) is the source of this 1023-nucleotide messenger RNA. It is a transcript of the gene rdh1, whose product is annotated as retinol dehydrogenase 1. Gene Ontology annotation, molecular function: all-trans-retinol dehydrogenase (NAD+) activity. The transcript has 6 exons. The record is from RefSeq and is a predicted model, not a curated record. Gene Ontology annotation, cellular component: intracellular membrane-bounded organelle. Gene Ontology annotation, biological process: retinol metabolic process; steroid metabolic process. Bases 1 to 1023 code for a protein of 340 amino acids. Lineage: Eukaryota; Metazoa; Chordata; Actinopteri; Cichliformes; Cichlidae.
AUGCCCAAAAUCGUAUUUACAGACAGUCUAGCAGCUUAUUUGGCAGAGGUAAUCCUGUCACACCUGGCCCUAACCUGUGUUUUCCUUCUGGCCACGCUCGCUGCCGUCCGCUGGUACAUCAGAGAUUCCUACAAGGUUGAUGGUUUCAGCCAGAAACAUGUGCUCAUCACAGGCUGUGACAGCGGCUUUGGGAAUCUUCUGGCCAAACAGCUGGACCGAAAAGGUUUCCAAGUCAUGGCCGCCUGCCUCACAGAGAAAGGUGCCGCAGACUUGGCAGCGGCUGCCUCCCCCAGACUGAAGGCCUUCCUGCUGGAUGUUACGGACAGCGCGAGCAUCAGGAAGGCGGUGGAGUCUGUGAGCAGAGAGGUCGGAGAGCGAGGUCUGUGGGGUCUGGUGAAUAAUGCUGGAAGAGCGACACCCAUCGGCCCAACAGAAUGGAUGAAGUUAGAGGAUUUCUCAAAGGUUUUGGAUGUGAAUCUGCUAGGAGUGAUUGACGUGACCCUCCAGUUUCUGCCUCUCUUAAAGAAAGCUCGGGGCAGAGUGGUGAAUGUAGCCAGUAUUCUGGGACGACUGUCUCUCACUGGUGGAGGAUACUGCCUGUCCAAAUGGGGAGUGGAAGCCUUUUCUGACAGCCUCAGGAGGGACAUGCAGCACUUUGGUAUUAAUGUGAGCAUCAUCGAGCCCGGUUUCUUCAAGACUAACGUGACCCGCAUUGAUCUUAUUGACGCUGACCUGAGGAGGCUGUGGUCCCGUCUCCCUCAAGAUGUGAAAGACUCAUAUGGAGCUACAUACUUUGAUGAGUAUGUGAAAGCUCAGACCUUCUCCAUGGGACUCUUGUGCAGUCCGGAUAUCUCUAAGGUGACCAGGUGCAUGGAGCACGCGCUGACCGCUCGCUUCCCACGCACACGUUACGCAGCAGGCUGGGACGCAAAGCUUUUCUGGAUCCCUUUGUCCUACCUCCCUUCAUUCGUUGCAGACUUUAUAGUCACUGUGAUUCUCCCUUCUCCUAAACAAAACAUGUAA